Molecule: messenger RNA, 5468 nt
Organism: Nyctereutes procyonoides (raccoon dog)
Lineage: Eukaryota; Metazoa; Chordata; Mammalia; Carnivora; Canidae
Gene: TOP3B
Product: DNA topoisomerase III beta
Exons: 18
Coding region: 862-3450 (862 amino acids)
Biological process (GO): DNA topological change
Cellular component (GO): nucleus
Molecular function (GO): DNA topoisomerase type I (single strand cut, ATP-independent) activity; DNA binding
Source: RefSeq, a predicted model, not a curated record
GGCGUGGGAGAGAAGGCGGCUCCUUGCUUUCCCGCGCCCUGCUUCCCGGCGGGGGCGCCCGCACCCCGGGGCUGGCGGUGGGGGUGCCGGGAGGUGGUGAGGGGCGACCUCCAUCGACCCUCCCGCGGGUCUCUGAGGUGCGGGCUGCGGCCACAGGUGGGGAGACGGAGGUGCGGGGGGCCGCCUGCCGCCCCGGGCCCGGCUCAGCCUUGAGGGCACCCGGGUAUGUUUCUCCGAGUUGUUGGUGGACGGACUCGCCGGAAUCAGUUCUCGCAGGUGAAAAGGAAGACUGGUCUUAUCCUGCCUCUUUGUCACUCAGCCUUCGGGAGCAGGACGUGGGAAAGUCAGCCCAGAGUGGGCUUGAUGGCCAUUGAGCCCCGAGGUACCCCUAGAGCCGUGGCAAAGGUCGCCUGGGCCUAGGCCGAAUUGUUCUGAACCUCGGUUCGCUCGUAGUCAGAAAACUGACCAGGCCAGCCUCGAGGCGUGACGGGCCAGGUUGAAGAGAGCGGCAGCGUGCAGAGCGGGGCUUGCGUGCAGAGGAGGGGCUUGCUUUCCGGACCCCGCGGCACCGGGUUAAGUUGCUCAGGUGGAGACCCUGCUCUCAAUGCUGUCUGCGCCACUGCUGGGCCUCCACCCCCAAGCCAAGUUCAGUUGUUCGUAAGACUGACAGGGGAGGACUUUGUGUACCGUGACCCCCCGAGGGCACCCACCGUUGCUGAUACUGCUGCUGAGAGUCCGCCGACCGGUAGAGUCAGCAUUGAUGGUAGUGUUGAGCUGCAGAAGAGCAGUUUCUGAACUUCAUCACCAUCCCUCUGAAACUGGAGUGUGAAGGGCCAAAGCCCCGGGCAGCUUUCAGACAAGAUGAAGACCGUGCUCAUGGUUGCAGAAAAGCCAUCCUUGGCCCAGUCCAUUGCUAAAAUCCUCUCUCGGGGAAACAUGUCCUCCCACAAAGGGCUGAACGGAACAUGCUCCGUGCAUGAGUACAGCGGGACCUUCGCUGGCCAGCCUGUCCGCUUCAAGAUGACAUCCGUCUGUGGUCAUGUGAUGACCUUGGAUUUCCUGGGAAAGUACAACAAAUGGGACAAGGUGGACCCCGCAGAGCUGUUCAGCCAAGCCCCAACAGAGAAGAAGGAGGCUAACCCCAAGCUGAACAUGGUGAAGUUCCUGCAGGUGGAGGGCAAAGGCUGCGACUAUAUUGUGCUGUGGCUGGACUGUGACAAGGAGGGAGAGAACAUCUGUUUUGAGGUCCUGGACGCUGUGCUGCCCGUCAUGAAUCCAACCCAUAGUGGCGAAAAGACCGUGUUCCGGGCUAGGUUCAGCUCCAUCACAGACACGGACAUCUGUGCCGCCAUGGCCCGCCUGGGCGAGCCAGACCACAACGAGGCGCUGUCGGUGGACGCCAGGCAAGAACUGGACCUGCGCAUCGGCUGUGCGUUCACCAGAUUUCAAACUAAGUACUUCCAGGGAAAAUAUGGCAAUCUAGACAGUUCCCUCAUCUCCUUUGGGCCAUGUCAAACCCCUACCCUGGGCUUCUGCGUGGAGAGACAUGAUAAAAUCCAGUCCUUCAAACCGGAGACGUACUGGGUGCUGCAGGCCAAGGUCAGUGCCGAUAAAGACAGAUCUCUUCUUUUGGACUGGGACCGAGUACGAGUGUUCGACCGGGAGAUCGCACAGAUGUUUUUAAACAUGACAAAGCUGGAGAAGGAAGCCCAGGUGGAGGCUACGAGCAGGAAAGAGAAAGCCAAGCAGAGGCCCCUCGCCCUCAACACUGUGGAGAUGCUGCGUGUCGCUAGCUCUUCUCUGGGCAUGGGGCCACAGCAUGCCAUGCAGACCGCCGAGCGCCUCUACACGCAAGGCUACAUCAGCUACCCGAGGACUGAGACCACCCACUACCCCGAGAACUUUGACCUGAGGGGCCCUCUGCGGCAGCAGGCCAACCACCCCUACUGGGCCGACACGGUAAAGCGCUUGUUAGCGGAAGGUAUCAACCGGCCACGGAAAGGCCAUGAUGCCGGCGACCAUCCUCCCAUCACCCCCAUGAGGUCUGCCACAGAGGCUGAAUUAGGGAGUGAGGCGUGGCGGCUCUAUGAAUACAUCACCAGACACUUCAUCGCCACGGUUAGCUAUGACUGCAAGUACCUCCAGAGCUCCAUUUCCUUCAGAAUCGGGCCUGAGCGCUUCACGUGCACGGGGAAAACCGUCAUCUCUCCAGGCUUCACGGAGAUCAUGCCUUGGCAGAGUGUGCCUCUGGAGGAGAGUCUGCCCACCUGCCAGAGGGGCAACUGCUUUCCCGUGAGUGAGAUGAAGAUGCUAGAGAAGCAGACCAACCCGCCCGACUACCUGACAGAGGCUGAGCUCAUCACACUCAUGGAGAAACACGGCAUCGGGACAGAUGCCAGCAUCCCCGUGCACAUCAACAACAUCUGCCAGCGCAACUAUGUCACUGUGGAGAGCGGGCGCCGCCUCAAACCCACCAACCUGGGCAUCGUCCUGGUGCACGGCUACUACAAGAUUGAUGCAGAGCUCGUGCUCCCCACCAUCCGCAGCGCAGUGGAGAAGCAGCUGAACCUGAUCGCCCAGGGCAAGGCUGACUACCGCCAGGUCCUGGGCCACACGCUGGACGUCUUCAAGAGGAAGUUCCACUACUUCGUAGACUCCAUCGCCGGGAUGGACGAGCUGAUGGAGGUGUCUUUUUCACCCCUGGCGGCCACGGGCAAGCCCCUCUCCCGCUGUGGAAAGUGCCACCGGUUCAUGAAGUACAUUCAGGCCAAGCCAAGCCGCCUACACUGCUCACACUGUGACGAGACCUACACCCUCCCCCAGAAUGGCACCAUCAAGCUCUACAAGGAGCUCCGGUGUCCACUGGAUGACUUCGAGCUGGUCCUGUGGUCAUCGGGCUCUCGGGGCAAGAGCUACCCACUGUGCCCCUAUUGCUCCAACCACCCGCCCUUCCGAGACAUGAAGAAAGGCAUGGGCUGCAAUGAGUGCACACACCCCACCUGCCAGCACUCACUGAGCAUGCUGGGCAUCGGCCAGUGCGUGGAAUGUGAGAGCGGCGUGCUGGUGCUGGACCCCACCUCAGGCCCCAAGUGGAAGGUGGCCUGCAACAAGUGCAACGUGGUGGCGCACUGCUUUGAGAACGCCUACCGUGUGCGGGUGUCCGCCGACACCUGCCCCACCUGUGAGGCUGCCCUGCUCGCCGUGGACUUCAACAAGGCCAAAUCCCCGCUCCCAGGUGAUGAGACACAGCACACAGGCUGCGUCUUCUGCGACCCUGUCUUCCAGGAGCUGGUGGAGCUGAAGCACGCAGCCUCCUGCCACCCCAUGCACCGGGGAGGGCCAGGGAGGAGGCAGGGCCGAGGGCGGGCUCGGGGCCGGCGGCCCACAGGGAAGCCCAGUGCCAGACGGCCAAAGGACAAGAUGUCAGCCCUGGCUGCCUACUUUGUAUGACGGCCCCGCCAACCCUCACCAGGCUCCACAUAGUUUCCUGCGGGCCACGGAAAUCAUUAAAAUGCAGUUUGUCUUCUUCAGAGCAAGCAGCUCGGGACCUCUCACUGGUGCCAGAGGGUUGUGGUGUCCUCACUGCCCAUCUCUUCCCUGCCCCACCUCUCCCUUCAUUCUGCACACACCUCCUGAGUGCCCUUGCUCUGCCCGCACGCUGGCGGUGCUUGUAGGAAGGCCACCAAGUGCAGAAAGGGGGAUCAAGCCCAGUCCGAGGCUCACAUCAUAUUUCAGUAUGUGCGGGACGGCAUGGUCGCUGUGUGCACAAGUAGCGUCCUGAUGUCUGCAAAGAAGAAAGUAAGGCACCAACUGCCUGUCACCCCAGGCAGAUGUAGGAGGGAGGCCUGCUGGAGGAGGCCAGGCUGAAGGAAGUCCUCAUUGGACCUUGGCCGUCGCUGCAGCUGACUGGAGUCAGAUGGCGGCUCUGAGCUGCUCUGUGUGUGGUGCAUCCAACCCUGAUGGCCUCCCAGGACCUGUUCUGAUUUCUCACAUGAGCCCUUAUUGUCCGAGACAGAGGCAGGCCAGCCACUUACCAGGAGGAACUGGGCAAGGGUGCCAUGGUCAGUGACGAGGAGCCCCACUGCAGCCAUCUGCCUGCCUGAAUCCAUCAGCCAAACUGCUCUGUAGCCUGCCCUCCCCGACAUGCUUCCCUUGCCCUACUUCGGCUCUCACGGGGGUGCAGUGCAACACAACUUUGUGAGGGACUGGUCAGUAGUGUUUUGCACGUGGACUCCCCAUCUGGGGAGCAGAUUCACAGUCCACUGGAACAUAGGAGGCGCUGAGAAGAGUUUCCAUAAAUACACCUGUGACCACCCAGCAUUCCAAGCAAGCACUGUACCCUCCAGGCUCCCUCUCGGGAAGCCCCAAAGAACCAACCCAAGUGUCCCUAGAACACUGUGAAAACACUCUAGAAGUUCAAAGAAAACCUAUAAUGAGGCAGAGAGGGGACGCGGUGACCUGAGAGCAGGCUCCCGGGAAGCUGGAGUGCAGCAUCAGGGGAACGGGUACCCUUAGGAUGCUUGUGCUCCUUCCCUCCUCCCCUCUGGCUGUGACCAGACUGGGGCACUGGCAAGGCCGCAUCUGCUGGAGGUAGUGUCCUGGCACAGGGCUGUGACUGCUCUGCCACCCUAUCACAUCGUGGGUGGACCCAGGGCCUUCUCCAUGGGAAGGAGACCCAACUCCAGUCCACCCUGGGAUCCCACACAAGGCAGCCCAGGUAGAUGGCCAGAGUGACUUACUGGGGCAGAGACUGUACCUUAGGCUUUAAACCCAAACCAGCUGUUCCUUACCGGGAUUUUGCACAGAGGCUCAGCCCCAAGGAGGGCUAAUCACAAAGGCUUCAUUUUUCUCCACAACCGCCCACUGCGUAUGAAUCUCCUUGGCAUUCAAAGCUGGAGUCUGCCGUCUGGGUCCCUUCAUUUCCUAUGAUCCAACAGCAUACAGCCCUUCCCGUGUGGCUACAGGGGCAGGAGGACAGGAAGAGAGGAGGCCCCUCUGGCUGGAACGGCCUUCCGUGCUCCUCAGGACCGCACCCUCUGCCCUUGAGGUCAGGGAGGCCAGUAGCUUCGGGCUGGCCUGCUCUGGGGGAACAGGGGGGCAGAGCUCCUGCGGACCAGGCCUUUGUGCAGGACUCACAGAAGCAGGGCCUGGUUGUCCGGCUGAAUUGACUGGACACGGGCCAUUGGCCUGGACCGUACCCAUUCCUGUCACUUUGAGACUCUAGUGACAUUGCCGCUAGGUACUUCAUGCGCAUCUGCUCAAUUGAGUGCGGCACCCCUUCCAGGGCUGCUAGGCAGGAAAAGGUACCACAGACCUACAUAUAUGAACCACCCCCCACCCCCUCACCCCCACUGUCCUGGAUCAGUCAGGUCCUUGAAGACCUCAAAGUACGCCAAGGAAGCUGAGGGCCCGCUCUAAGAGAGCAGCACUGCUGGAAACAGGAAGCCAAACAGGAGUCCUGGAAGUCA